UUCCGGUGGGGCCGGCGACGUUUGGGCUGCCGUGUGAGGGGCCGCGGGGGAGCAGCGGACAUCGUCGUCGUCGUCCUCCUCAGUUUGUGGUCUCCAAGCGCCUGGCAAUGGUGUGCAUUCCCUGUAUCGUCAUUCCAGUUCUGCUCUGGGUCUACAAAAAAUUCCUGGAGCCGUAUAUCUACCCUUUAAUAGCUCCUUUUGUUAACCGUAUGUGGCCCAAGAAAGCUGUACAAGCAACCUCUACAAACAACCAAGGCAAAGGAGAUUAUAAGAAUGUCAGCAAUGGAGUCACAAAUGGAAUCUCUACAGAGGGACCCACGGAAGCCUGUAAUAAAAAGACCGACUAAAGCAAAUCAUUCCAAAAGAUUGCAUUGCCUCAGAAAUGAUAUUAUGUUACAUGUAGUUUGAGAAUGUCUUUUUUCCCCUUUCUAUGAGACCCCCAAAAUGGGCUAAAUAUUUUGGAAAUUCCAUAAUGAGUCAAACACAUAGUAUUUCUAUUUAAGAUGUGUAAAUUAAUAUUUAAUAAUCUCAUUCCUCUUCUUUCCUCACUGUAAUAAUUUCCAUCUCUAGCGCCGUUCUUAACUCUGUGAAUAAAAUGCAGUUUUACUCUAUUAAAUGACCGUCCACAGUUCA
Tachyglossus aculeatus (Australian echidna) is the source of this 633-nucleotide messenger RNA. It is a transcript of the gene C3H18orf32, whose product is annotated as chromosome 3 C18orf32 homolog. Gene Ontology annotation, biological process: positive regulation of canonical NF-kappaB signal transduction. NCBI's taxonomy places the organism in Eukaryota, Metazoa, Chordata, Mammalia, Monotremata, Tachyglossidae. The coding region runs from base 108 to 347 and encodes 79 amino acids. The record is from RefSeq and is a predicted model, not a curated record. The transcript has 3 exons.